AUGAAGCUUGAGUGGGGUGUGGCAGCACUCCAGCUGGGAACAGCAAGAGGCCGAGACAUCUCUGAACUUGAGUCUCUCUACCAAGAUGGCACGGCCCCCGAUCGUGCUAUGAUUGGAGGCAAUGAAGUCGCCACUCCUUCUCAACCUCUUCCUCGCGACGACAAGAUCAACCGCGACAAAUGGUCACUCAAUUGCACGAGUAGCACCAGUGGCAAUGAGUGUGCGAAAGCGAUUGAUGGCUCCACAGACACCUUCUGGCAGAGCCAAAACAGCGCAACUGAAUACCAAAAUAUCACCAUCACACUCGAGGCAAAUAAUUCGGUGAGUGGUCUCACUGUGGUGCCCAGACAGAUCAACCCAGUGGCGGCUUUGAUCGAGCAACAUCAGAUCCUAGUUAGCCAAGACAACAUAAACUGGGAGCUGGUCGCAUAUGGAACUUGGUGGAAUAAUACCGCUCAAAAGCUCUCGGUGUUUCAACCCCGGUACGCUAAAUAUCUGCGCUUGUCGGCGGCUGCGUCUCAGGGCAUUGCUAUCGCAGAUAUCGAAGUAUACACAAUCGAUUAUAUCCCCCCGAAUGAUGAGCUGGGGUCAUGGGGCCCUACAAUCGAUUUGCCGCUGGUUCCUGUCGCAGGAGCUGUCGACCCACAGUCUGGCGAGGUGGUGGUCUGGUCUGUCUUCCCGUCCAGAAAAUUCGUCGAGGGUAAGGGAGUCAAGACACAAACAGCCACCUGGAAUCCUCGGGAAAACGCUGUCACGAGGAGUGCCACCAAUACCAAUCAUGACAUGUUCUGUCCAGGUAUCGCGACCGACCAGGAAGGAAAGGUCGUUGUGACUGGUGGCACCGCUCCAUCUACGACAAGUAUCUACAACACCAUCACUCAGCAGUGGUAUCAGGACGGCUUCUUGAAUAAGCCCCGGGGGUAUCAGGCAUCGAAUAGUUUGUCCGACGGACGCAUUUUUGUCAUCGGUGGAUCAUAUGGCAGCAAUGUUUUUGGCAAAGAUGGCGAGGUCUAUGAUAUGAAAACCAACAAAUGGACUAUGCUUCCCAGCGCGUUGGCAUCUACGAUGCUCACUCAUGAUCAACGAACUUAUCGACAAGACCACCACGGCUGGACAUUUGCUUGGGACAAUGGGUCUGUUUUCCAGGCGGGUCCCAGUAAAGGAAUUCACUGGUACGGUACCGCAGGUGACGGAUCUGUUACUCCGGCAGGAAAUCAUACGGGUGAUGAAGAUGCCGUGUGCAGCAACGCGGUCAUCCCGGCGACCAACCGUGCAUCCAUCAUCUCGAUUACCGACGCCAAGCAAGCUGCGACAGUCCUCCCGAAUGCGGGAGGUGGAAUGAAAUCUGUGCGAACUUUUCACACAUCAGUUGUUCUCCCUGACGGCUCGGUGUUUGUCAAUGGCGGGCAGACUGUCGGGCUUCCCUUCAAUGAAACUGGGGCUCAACUGUCCCCAGAAACCUUCUUCCCUGAUCUGAAAGAUUUGCAGAAGGGGGCCACUUGUAAAUCCCAGCAGCCAAAUACUGUCAUUCGUGUUUACCACAGCAUUGCGCUUCUGCUCCAGGACGGUACUGUCUUCACCGGUGGUGGCGGUCUCUAUGGCAAUUGCGCUGCCAAUCACUUUGAUGGCUAA
Penicillium argentinense is the source of this 1632-nucleotide messenger RNA. RefSeq lists its product as uncharacterized. Gene Ontology annotation, molecular function: protein binding. The record is from RefSeq and is a predicted model, not a curated record. The coding region runs from base 1 to 1632 and encodes 543 amino acids. Lineage: Eukaryota; Fungi; Ascomycota; Eurotiomycetes; Eurotiales; Aspergillaceae. The transcript has 2 exons.